Molecule: messenger RNA, 2790 nt
Organism: Fusarium subglutinans
Lineage: Eukaryota; Fungi; Ascomycota; Sordariomycetes; Hypocreales; Nectriaceae
Product: isopenicillin N epimerase
Exons: 1
Coding region: 1-2790 (929 amino acids)
Source: RefSeq, a predicted model, not a curated record
AUGAAUGACCAGACAAAAUCUCUUGUUUCUACCACCGAUCGAUGUGCGGAAACUCUUUCGGAAACUAUGUCAGCCCAUCACCAAAGUUUCGGAGAGUGGCAGAUUCAGAAGGACAUCAUUUACCUAGACAAUGGUGCCUUCGGGUCCUGUCCAAAAUCCGUCGUCGAGAAGCAGAAAAACAUCCGGCAACGCAUUGAAGAAAAUCCCCAUGAGUUCUUCGAAAGAUCAUAUGUCUCUGGCUUGGAGGCCAGCAGACGCUCCCUGGCCGACUUCCUACACGUCGAUUAUCGAGACAUCUUUCUGCUUCCUGGUGCAACCCACGCCAUGAACGUUGUCAUUCAGAGUCUGCGAUUCAACACAGAUGAUGAGAUACUGACUACGAACGUUGCGUACAGCUCUGUGCGGAUGGUGCUUGACCAUGUUGCCAAGAGAGAUGGCGCUCAUAUCGUUGUCGUCGAUGUACCCCUACUAGUCACAGGCCCCGGAGACGUGAUGCAGCGCAUCCUCGCGGGCGUCACGCAUCGCACGCGCUUUGCAGUCAUCGACCACAUCCCAAGCCGGACUGGACUCGUGCUUCCCGCGAAACAAAUCGUCAGGGAGCUUGAGUCCCGCGGUAUUGACACCUUGGUUGAUGGAGCACAUGCGCCUGGCAUGAUUCACUUGGAUCUCGAUGAUAUCAACGCCGCAUACUACGUCGCCAACUGUCACAAAUGGAUGUGCGCACCGCGAGGAAUUGGCUUUCUCUACGUUCGGCGGGAUAGCGCUCAGAACAUCAAGCCGUUGGUGAUUGCCAGGUCCCCCUAUGUCGUCGGCAAGUCUAGACACUCUGUGCUUGAGCACAGCUUUGGAUGGAUGGGGACCUAUUGCCCUUCGGCAAUGCUCUCCCUUCCCUCCGCCAUCGAUCAUCUCAACACGGUGACGCCAGGCGGGUACAGCGACUUGACGAGUCGUAACCAUGACCUCGCAGUGUUAGCCCGCAGGAUUGUCUGCAAAGCUAUCGGCACAGAUAUUCCAUGCCCGGACAGUAUGAUCGCUGCUAUGGCGACUAUACCGCUGCCAGACUCUCCAGGGCCUGAGCAGGAGGGCAUGCUUCCCAUUCAACAAGCUCUGUGGAAGGAACAUGGAAUUGUAAUUCCGGUUUACUCCUGGCCUUCAUACCCUAAGCGAGUUGUCCGUUUGUCGGUGCAGGCUUAUAAUACCUUGGAUCAAUAUCUUAAGCUAGCCGACUGUUUACGCAUCGUGCUGCGCAAAGAACGAAAGUCAUACUCGCUUGACUCUGUUGGUUCAAUUGAGUUUCCAGUCCCUCCAUACACAAGGAGACAAAGUGACGACUCUGCGUACUCUUCAUCCUCAGAGGGUCUCCUAGCAUGUGGAUGCUCCAGCUCUGGAACCAAGAGCUUGAGUGUGAGACAUGAUGUGCCUGGACCUCCGUACCAUGAAAUUGAGAAACCGUCCCUGGCCAUGCUCAGAAACCUCGCUGAAUCCAGAUUGCUGAGGAUCUUACAUGGCACGUUCUCCUUCGAUCCCGUUUCCUUGUUUCCCACCGCUGGAGCUUGUGAGGCCGCACUCACAUUGACCAGUGAAUUCCAGAAACAUGCCAACAUGGAGACUUCCAAAAUGGCCUACAUGCUGUCUUGCAUUCCACGGCGCAGAAUUCCACAAAUAAUGGCUUCUUCUGUAUUGCAGCUGCUGGAGACUGAAGAUGUGAUUGAGGAUUGGCCUCUGCGAAUGAACACUUUUAAGAAUCAGUCUCAGAUACUCAGUCGAGCAAUCAUUUCUGAGAUGAACGCUCCUAGAGCGCCUGCCAAGUUCACAGUCGAUCCCAACGAGUUUGUCGGCCGAGUUGUGCCGUAUGAGACAGAAACCCAUGAGGAGAACCUCAGUCUGACGUUCUGGGGCCGUGCUCUGUCAGACUUCGCGACCAAGGCAAGAUGGUCUCCAGGUCGAAUUACAUCGUUCUUGCAAAUCCAUGCGUUUUUGAGAGAUCCAGUCUGUGGACUGCGCAACAAAUUUGAAUUCCGCAGAGAUAACUUCCUGAAACUGCUCACCAACCUUGCGAAGGAUCUAGAAGAGUCCAGUCGCACUGUACGAGAAGAUGUCGCAGCCCAGUUGGCAGCCGAGUCCUGUUUCCUUUCUCAACCUCUCGUCAGUAAUGCAAGCUGUGUUCAUUUUUCGGCGGAUCAGCAACUUGUAUACUCAUACGUUGACAUUUGCGACAUGGCGCGGUCCGAGUUCUCUUGCCCAGAAAUUGUGAUUGGCAUGAUUGACGAUAUCAUCAGUUGCAGCUCCAGGGACAAGAUCCAUAUUGCCCCGAUUGCCGUAGCAAAUAUUCAUCCCAUUUGUUCGAGCCAUGAUUCUCGGCAAGUCAUCAUAGAUGGUAACAACCGGAUUACUACCCUGACCUUCCUCAAGUUCGUCUCCAUCUACGGACUCGCAAAGCUUGAGGAAACCGAAGAUAAUCUUAGAGAAUACUGCCAGGACAGCGGAUUUGGACCAGUUUAUUUUGUCGACUUCUGCGCUGUGCUACAGAUGCUCCGGAAGAAUGCGGUGCAUGUAUUGAGCCAGCUUCAAGCUGGUGUUGCUUUGGGGCACUUCAAGCAUAUUACGCAGGUGCCGUGCCUGAUUACGGAGGAGGCAUCUUUCAUUACAAAGGUGCUGGUCAAUGGAGAAGAGAUCGCACAGCCGGUUCAUCAAUCUGUUUUUGCGACGGAUGAUUUGCUUGUAGCAUUGCCGGCAAAGAUGCAGUGUCAUGGGCGGGCGAAGGGGUUCAAGGCGCUACCAGUUAGGUAG